This is a messenger RNA of Uloborus diversus, 1387 nucleotides long. RefSeq lists its product as uncharacterized. The record is from RefSeq and is a predicted model, not a curated record. Gene Ontology annotation, molecular function: DNA binding. The transcript has 7 exons. Bases 51 to 1379 code for a protein of 442 amino acids. Lineage: Eukaryota; Metazoa; Arthropoda; Arachnida; Araneae; Uloboridae.
CCCAUGUGCUUGUGGUUGUUUUUUGUCGGUUGUCAUUCGUAGUUUGUACCAUGGUACGCUUUACAAAAAAAUUGAACGAUCUUAUAGUUUUAGUACACUUUUUUGAAGAAGACAGAUUUUCAAUUAUGAAACUAAAGGACUGUUUGCCAAAGGAUACCCUUGAUUUCAUGAAUGAAAACUUUAACAUUGAAGAAUGGAAUCGUGACAAAGUUAUGCAAGUUUCAUGGGACGGCAUAUGCUACCCUGCACGUUUUCUACAAUUUAGUGACGAUAGAAGAAAGAUGAACAUUUUUAUGCACAGAUUGGAAAAAAACGAAAUUACAGUUAAUGAAGUACCCAUCCUUCAAUGUAACAAUGUGAAGACAAAUGACCAUUUAAAGAAUGGAAAAGAUAAUGUUGACCAGAUGAAAAGAAAGCGUCAUUUAUCUUCAAGCUCUACAGACAAUAGAAAUACAAGAAAGCAAAGUUCAGAAAAUGUUUCAGUAAUAGUCAAAGAAGAAGCUGAUGAAGGAGAUGAGACGGAAAACAAAAUGACUGAUGCUGUUGAUAAUCCAACUGAAAAUACGACAAUGAUGGUUGAUAGAUCAAAUGAUGUGAAUGAAAAUCACCAAAUGAAAAGAAGGUCUUGUUUAUCUUCAAGUUCUACUACAACAAAAAAUAAAGCUGCUAAAAAACGGAAUUCAAAAACAGCAGCUGUCUCAGAAGGAAUUGAAAAAGAUGAGGGAGAAGACACAAUGACUAAUGCUACUUACAGCCCUGUUGGAGAGAUGAUCUUGACUGAUGAUGCAGCUAUUACUGUAAAUGAAACUCCUGAAAUAGAGAAAGAUGCAAAACAAUGGAUUUCAGAAAUUUUUCCAGAGUUAGCGGUUGACAGUAAUAUUGUUGCAGGGUGUAACACUUGUAAAUUUGCCAAUGUUAAUAAUAAAUUUUUAAAGAAACAAUGCAAAAGUCUGGAAACAGAAAAUUAUGAACUAAACGGAGAAAAUGCUGUAUUAAGGGCGAAACUAAAAAUACGGAAGGAAAAAUACCGAAAUUUAAAAAGCCAAAUGAAGGAAUAUAAAAGAGAAAGCAUUGCAUUAGCUGAAUCAAAUCUAAUUAAAAUUGGAAAUUCAACUUUCAUUGACAAGAACAAACUAAUUUUGUGUCGUACAUCAGAUUAUAGUAAAUUCACAGGUGAUUUAUUAGAUUUUGUUUUUGGAAGAGACAUUCUUUCUAAAAGCUGUAUGAAAGGGAUGAAUGGUACUUCAAAGACACCUCUACCUGCUGAGUCUUUGCAAGAUAUUUUAUCUUUCGUUUCUUCUAAAUUUAAUGUUGCUGUUGGAUCUGUCAGAGCUUCCAUUAGGCAGAAGUUGAAUAUAUGCCACAAAGCUGCUUCUUAAGUCUGAUG